Messenger RNA from Armigeres subalbatus, 2416 nucleotides. Its product is annotated as hexamerin-1.1-like. The transcript has 3 exons. The coding region runs from base 351 to 2402 and encodes 683 amino acids. Lineage: Eukaryota; Metazoa; Arthropoda; Insecta; Diptera; Culicidae. The record is from RefSeq and is a predicted model, not a curated record.
CUAAGCCAAGUUACCAUUUUUGCGUUCAUAUAUCAUGAGGCUGAUAUUUUUAUGCCCAGGAAAGUCGAGACAAUUUCCAAACCGGAAAUUGCCUAGACCGGCACCGAGAAUCGAACCCAACCAUUCUCAGCAUGGUCUUGCUUUAUAGCCGCGCAUCUUACCGCUAGACUAAGGAGGGCACCCAGGUGCACAUAACAGCGAUGUGCAAAUGCAUGAUCGUUGUUUAUAUUUACUUAUCAUCGGAAAGGUAGAUCAAGCAUGAAUUGAAAUCGUCGAAUGGUAUAAAGGUAAUAUUUAGUUAUUCUUCAUUGAACAGAGUCUUGAAUCAUUUGGUCCCUGUAGUUGACAAAAUGAAUAAACGAUUUUUGUUCAUACUUAUUGCAGUAGUUAUUUGUCUUACAAAUUUCUUUCAACCUCCUCGUGUUUGGGCAGCAAACGAUGGAAAGUUUCUUGAAAAACAAAAAUUCUUUUUUGAAAUUUUAAGAAACAUAUAUCAACCUCUAGAGUUCGAGCAGUACCAGCCCUAUACAAAGAAUUGGAUUGAAGAUGCAUCGAAAUAUAAGAAUUUCAGUUCGGUUUCAGUAUUUUUCGAUUCAUUCAAAGAAGGCUUCCUGGCGAAAGGGGAAAUUUUUACAAUAUAUAACUACUGGUAUCUCAAACAAACUCGUAUGCUGUUCGAUUUUUUCUACAAUUCAAUCGAUUGGGAUUCCUACUACAAGAAUGUCGUCUGGGCUCGCGCUAAUAUAAACGAAGGCAUGUUCAUUUUUGCCCUAACACUUUCGGUACUACAUCGACAGGAUCUACAAGGCAUAGAGUUGCCUGCAAUCUACGAACUGGAGCCAUACCAUUUCUUUAACGGUGAUUUGAUGCAUGACGCUAUGAUGCGUCGAAUGUCCGAUGAGGAAUAUGGAUUUCACAAGAGCAACGAUCGUGACGCCGCAACCAAUAACUACACUUCAAAAUUCGCUUCCAACUAUUAUGGAGAGGGCAAACUGGCAUACUUCACCGAAGAUAUCGGUUUGAAUGCGUAUUACUAUUAUUAUAUGCUUGAGUACCCGUAUUUCUUAGGAGGUGAUGAGUUUGGGUUGAACAAAGAUCGUCGUGGUGAGCUGUUUCUUUACAUGCUUCAACAACUACUUGCACGUUACUACUUAGAAAGACAAUCCAAUGCACUCGGAGAUAUUGGUAAACUGUCCUGGGAGUUUCCAUUAAAGACAGGAUAUUAUCCUAUGGUACGUUAUUGGAACGGUAUACCGUUCCGCUCGAGAGAGAAUAAUUUCAAUAUGAGAGAAUAUGAUUCAUUGAAGCUGCAGUUGAUGAGAGAUCAUGAACUUCGAAUUCGACGUCUCAUCGAUGCUGGAUUCUAUAAUCUUUCCAAUGGGACCAAAAUCAAUUUACGCCAGUUUGAGGCGAUCGACAUUAUAGGAAAUAUGGUUAAUGGAAACGAUGAUAGUUUAGAUUUGGAUUACUUCAAGCCGGUCGACGUAUACGCCCGUAUGAUCCUAGCACAAGGUGACUACUUCGGUUCACCCGAAGAUUUGUGGCCAGGACCUCUGAUGCACUAUGAGACUUCAAUGCGUGAUCCAAUCUAUUAUCAAUACCUUGAAAGGUUGCUUGAAUUUUAUUGGCAGUUCAAGAGCUAUCUUCCACCAUAUUCUGCUGAUGAAAUAAAUUACAAAGGAGUGCAAAUUACAAGCGUCACAAUAGACAAAUUGAUUACGUAUUUUGAAAACUUCGAAGCUGACAUCAGUAAUGGGUUACCAUUCAACGCAAAACAAAAAAGCACAUGGGAUUAUUCUAUAUUUGCAAGACAAAAACGUUUAAAUCAUAAACCAUUCAGUUACACAAUGACUGUAUCGUCAGAAAUUUCCGGUAAAGGUAUGCUUCGUAUGUACAUGGGCCCAAAAUUUCAAAACUACAAGCAGCUUCAGACGUUAAAGAAAUAUUACGUGGAAAUGGAUCAAUUUCUUAUAGAGCUGGAAGUGGGUCAAAACAUUAUAAAGCGCUCUACUAAGGAAUUCUACUAUAAUGUUAGAGAUCGAACAACAUACACUGAACUAUACAAGCAAGUCAUUCAAGGCAUCAAGGAGGAUAAGCCAUUUAUUCUAAAUAUGUCUGAGGCACACUGUGGAUGGCCAGACCGCCUGCUGUUGCCUAGGGGCCUUACAAAUGGAUACGACAUCAUGUUCUUCUUCAUAAUAAGUCCGUACGUUCCACCAAAGGUACCACAAUACUCCACUUAUACAGCAGGUUGUGGUGUGGGCUCUGGGUCCAAAUAUGGCGAUGGCUUACCUUUCGGGUUCCCCUUUGAUCGAGAGUUGAUCAUAAGCCAAUUCAACAGCAAAAACAUAUUUUUCAAAAAUGUUACGAUCUAUCAUUUCGACAGUCAUGAGAAUAAUUAGACAUAAUAAUAUAA